UUUCUUUCUUUUGUCUUAAUUUUCAUCAUUUUUAUCAUUUCACCUUAGACUAAUCCAUCAUAUUCCUCUUUCUUCAACAUUUUCUCUGUUUGAUGUAGGUGAAGAUAGAGAUAGCAUCCAUGGAUAUGUUUAGAGGAAGCACCAGUUUUGACAAUAAGAAAGCAAGUUGUCACAGAGGUCACUGGAGACCUAUUGAAGACGACCAUCUCCGGCAACUCGUGGAACAAUAUGGUCCCAAGAACUGGAAUUUCAUUGCUCAACAUCUACAUGGAAGAUCAGGGAAAAGUUGUAGAUUGAGAUGGUACAAUCAACUUGAUCCAAACAUCACCAAGAAACCUUUCACAGAGGAAGAAGAAGAGAGACUUCUCAAAGCUCAUCGGAUCCAGGGGAAUCGUUGGGCCUCUAUAGCUCGGCUGUUCCCUGGGAGGACCGAUAACGCUGUCAAGAACCAUUUCCAUGUCAUCAUGGCUAGACGCAAACGUGAAAGCUUAUCUUCCACGUCUACUUCUACGUUCAACCAAAGCUGGCAUAAUAUAUUGCGCCCUAGUUCUAGUCUUACGAGGCUUAAUAGAUCCCAGUUUGGGCUAUGGAGGUAUCAAAAGGAUACAAGUCGUGGUCUCUGGCCAUGCACUUUUGUUUCAGCACCUAGAGAUGAUCAGUUUGGAUCUUCAUCGAUCUCGAAUGUACGCAAAGAUGAGAGGAGAAAGUCGAAAGAGUUGGUGGAUCAACACAAUAACGGAUUUGACACAGCUACACCACAUCAUAAGAAGAACUCAGAUGGAGAUGGACCAUCCACGGGAGAUGAUGGUGGGACGAAAAAUGUUACUUUCAUCGAUUUUCUUGGAGUUGGAUUAGUUUCUUAGGUUACACUUUCACAACUCAAUGAUUUUA
Molecule: messenger RNA, 891 nt
Organism: Raphanus sativus (radish)
Lineage: Eukaryota; Viridiplantae; Streptophyta; Magnoliopsida; Brassicales; Brassicaceae
Product: transcription factor MYB54-like
Exons: 2
Coding region: 120-863 (247 amino acids)
Biological process (GO): regulation of DNA-templated transcription
Cellular component (GO): nucleus
Molecular function (GO): DNA-binding transcription factor activity, RNA polymerase II-specific; RNA polymerase II cis-regulatory region sequence-specific DNA binding
Source: RefSeq, a predicted model, not a curated record